Octopus sinensis (East Asian common octopus) is the source of this 2652-nucleotide messenger RNA. RefSeq lists its product as uncharacterized. Gene Ontology annotation, cellular component: membrane. The transcript is spliced from 4 exons. Gene Ontology annotation, biological process: neuropeptide signaling pathway. The record is from RefSeq and is a predicted model, not a curated record. Bases 1039 to 2457 code for a protein of 472 amino acids. Gene Ontology annotation, molecular function: G protein-coupled peptide receptor activity. NCBI's taxonomy places the organism in Eukaryota, Metazoa, Mollusca, Cephalopoda, Octopoda, Octopodidae.
UUAGUGGAUGAAGUGACAAUAAAAUUAAGUAUAAUGUUGGCAACAACAGUUAUUCUGAUUGUAAUAACUCUGUCCAUAUUUGUAGUGACAACAACAGCAACAACUGCUACAAGUUGAAAACUGACCAGAAGUGGCGACGUUGCGUAAGCGCGGAAUCUAUCCAUAGCAGAUUCACGAUACGAACCACAACAAUAAAAAACGGUGUUAAUACCAACAACGACUCCGACAACAACAACACCAGUACGAUAAACACAAUAUUACCCGCAUUGUUAACAGAACAACAACAAUAAUAACAACAAAAAAAAAGAACAACAAAGACUUGGAAACAGUCUAAUUAACAUCAGUGAUAUAACAUCGACAACAGAAAAAAAAAAAAAACAACGAGAGUUUGUUAAAGAAAGAGUUCGUUGUUAAAGCGAACUGCGAACACUUUACAAAAGAUUACGGGAAAAAUAGGACGGAAGAUAUAAAGAAGAAAGAAUGAAUACGAACAGAGAAUUAUAAUCUUUGGAAAGAAAAUUCCGGUGAGCACAGUUGUUACGAUAAACCAGUCUUACAGGACUACACUAUAAAUACAUGAUUACACAUUCAUCUCGUUGCGCUUUUAUUGAUUUCAAAACUAAUUACUUCGGUGAAUUAAUUUGGUGGAUGCAUAAAUUAGUUACAAGAAAGAAGAUAAGCAGAAGACAGAACAGCACAAAACCAGAACCAGAACAGCACGAAGCCAACAGCACUGCAAGAGAAUUCAAAUUUAUCACACGUUCUAACGUAUAUAAAUAGUUAUAGAAUGAUAUCAAAUGGAAUAUUAAGGAAUUCUUGUUUAAAAACCAAAAGCAAUGGGUUUAUAUACAUUUAUAAAAAUUUCAUCUCUGCAGUCGUGUUUAUUCAAAAAUAUAUUGUCUUACCAAGAAAUAUUGAUUAUUCCUCAAUCAUCUCGGAAUUGUAGAAGUCGUAUACAAUAAAGUUUUAAAAGUUGUCGAUUUUAAUAAAAUCCCUGUCCCCUCUGACAUUUGAAAUAUAACGAAAUCUUUCUAAACCAUGGAACAAAAGUGGAGCACAGACCCUCCCGUUAAAACUACUGACAACAUCUCAGAAACAUUUCAUUCGGCCACAACAGGAGAUAUUCCUGAAGAUAAUACAACUUUACCAGUUAUUUGUAUGUUGUCUGUAUUUAGUGUUGUUGGAACGUUUGGAAAUUCGAUUGUUCUUCAUGUAUUCUUACGCCGUAAAGACAAAGUAUCAUCGACAAUAUUCAUUUUAUCUCUCGCUGGAAUCGACUGUAUAACAUGCUUGAUAAUCAUCCCUUUUACUGUAAUCAUGGAAUACAUCAAUUACGGGAUACAAUACGAAGCUCUUUGUAAGAUAUACAUAUUUCUCAUAACCUUCAAUGUUCCGCUCUCGUCUUUUGUUAUGGUGGCCAUUGCAUUUGACCGCUAUUUCUGCAUUUGUCAUUCACUGAGGAACAUAAUGAAUCGCAGAAAAGCCAAAAUCAUUAUAAUCGUUCUCAUAGUAUUUGCAGCAUGUCUCGGAACGAUUACAAGUUUAAUGCAUGCUGUUUACACAUUAAAAGAAAACAGAGGAGCUUACUUUAACGAUUCCUCUUUUCCAGCAGAUUGCUUCAUAGAUAACUCGACCGAACCUUAUACUAUAGUUUGCAAAGGAUAUUACGAAUAUGAUUACGAAAUAAAUGCCUCACCAGAUGAACACGGAUUGCAGACUACCUCACAGCAAUCAUUACGAAACGCUUUCUCUUCUAUUAUGAAUACGACAAAGAAUAUAAUAACAUUUACAAACACUGGCACAGAUACUACUUUUUACUACACGGGAUUUUGUCAACCUUCGGAAAUAUUGUUAAGCAGACGAUUUCGUUACAUUUAUCAAAAGAUAUACGCGUUUCUGUUUCUCGCUGACUUCUGUAUAGUUCUAGUGUUAUAUGUUCUUAUAUAUCGUUUUCUAGUCACUCGUCGAAUUAGGAGACACAAAUCACGCUCACUUAGAAGACUGACGAGUUUCAACGCUAAUGAGGAGGAAGCAGAUACAACGGAAACCAGAUUUCUCGCCGAUAUGCCACGACCUUCACCAGUAGUAGUCGCGGCAGCAGCUGCUGUCGCUGCGGCUUCCUCUUCAUCGAGUAGCAUCAGACGUGUGGCGAUGAGGCAUAAAGUUCCUCCUAGAGAGCGGUUACUAAUGGCCAACGUUCGAACGGCUGCUAUGCUAUUCGUAGUCACUGUAGUGUUUAUUGUUGUAUUCCUUCCAGCAUGGCUAACAGCGAUGCAAUUGCUUCCGGCCAACAAAAUUAUAUUCAACUCAUAUUUUUUGUACAAUGUCGUCAAUCCAUUCAUAUAUGCUUUCAUGAACCCGAUGUUUAAGAAAGAAUUGCAGAAAAUGUUAUCGUUCCGCAAACAGGUGAUCAGACCUCGCUGUCUCUGGUACACUGACGUGCCAGCAUCCUGCUGAUCAUAGAGCAGUGGAUAAAACACCUUGUAUUUUUCUAAGGCAAUGGGCUCAAAUCACACACGAAAAGAGACUUAUGCAACGAGGACCAUACAUCAUACAGUAUCAAACAUGAAAUCGUCACUUCAAUAAAAUCGGAUUCAUGGUCAUAUACAUAAUGUAAUUAUAAAAAAUAUAAAAAUAUGCAUAUAUACAUAU